This is a messenger RNA of Aegilops tauschii subsp. strangulata, 1452 nucleotides long. RefSeq lists its product as uncharacterized. Lineage: Eukaryota; Viridiplantae; Streptophyta; Magnoliopsida; Poales; Poaceae. The record is from RefSeq and is a predicted model, not a curated record.
AUGAAGUCUGGGGUGUACACGUUCCAGGCGCACGGCACCAUCUACCACAACGUUCAUUCCUUCAGGCCAACAUCCCGUCCGGAGCAUCUACAGUUGUACUUCUACGACUACGACCCAGGCCUAACCCAUCGCAAGGCUGCCACCAAGCAAUUAGACCAGUAUGUCGUCAGAAAGUUAGUGGACAUACUCGGGGAAAACCCGUACUCCCAACAGUUUAGGAGUUUGGGUGCGCACAGGGACAACCUCGACGAUUACAGGAUAGACCUCAACACUGACGAGAGACUACGCCAAUGGAAGUAUAAUAGACCUCUGUCAUCUGAGGUCGUUGCAAUUUGGGUGGAGAGCACUGACCUAGCGAAGAGGUUCGAUCAUAGGAUUACACUUUACGGGAACGACAACCAGAGGCACAUUAUACAUGUGAUGGAUGGCUCGUAUGACCCGCUCUCUUACCCACUCUUCAACCCAAGGGGGAGCUCGGUUGGCACCCGAAACUACCUAAACGUGAUGUCCCUUGGCCAGUUGUGCAACAACCAAGAGGGAGACAUGAUGAUGAUGAGGAGGAGGACGCAGAGGGGAAUAGCAGGUGGCGACCGCGACAUGAAGCGGAGGCAUAUGGAUGCCAUGGCAAUUGUCCAUACCUACGGGAAGCCUGACAUCUUCUUGACCAUGACCUGCAACCCUAACUGGGAAGAGAUAACGAAUGAGUUGUUUCCUGGUCAGACAGUGCAAGACCGACCUGAUCUUGUGGCUCGUGUGUUCCAUGGCAAGCUAGAGGCUAUGAAAGAGAUGUUGUUCAAGAAGAAUAUCCUGGGUGUUGUUGUCGCACAUGUAUACAUAGUCGAGUUCCAGAAGAGGGGCCUCCCCCACGCACACUUUUUGUUGGUCAUGGAUUCUGCCUAUAAACUUGUCAUUCUGGAGCAGUACGACCGACUCAUUUCUGCCGAGCUCCAAGACAAGAAGAAGUAUCCUGAACUCCACGCCUUGGUGGUGAAACAUAUGAUGCACGGACCAUGCGAUGCUCUCAACCCCAAAAAUGUGUGCAUGCAACAGAACGAGUGCAAGUGCAGAUACCCGCGGCCGUUCAAUGAAAACAUGGCACAGGGCAAGGACUCAUACCUAGUUUAUCGUCGUCGAGAUGAUGGUCGGCAGGCUAAGGUCCAGAGUAAAAUGUUGGACAACAGAUGGGUUGUGCCGUAUAACCCUUACCUUCUGCGGAUGUUCAAUUGCCACAUCAACGUUGAGGUUUGCUCCAGCAUAAAGGCCGUCAAAUUCCUUUACAAGUACAUAUACAAGGGCCAUGAUAGGGCUUCUUUCAGCAUCGGCCAGCCCAACGCCAAUGGUAACAUUGAUGAGAUCAAAAGAUACAUAGACGCGAGGUGGGUUACUCCUCCAGAGGUGAUGUGGAGGAUAUUUGGCUUCCCCUUGUGUGCCAAUGACCUGCCUGUCAUAUAG